Molecule: messenger RNA, 1809 nt
Organism: Aspergillus thermomutatus
Lineage: Eukaryota; Fungi; Ascomycota; Eurotiomycetes; Eurotiales; Aspergillaceae
Product: putative glutaminase
Exons: 4
Source: RefSeq, a predicted model, not a curated record
AUGCGCUCAUCCCUUGCGGUGCUGGCAGCCGCUGUUGUCCAGGCGGCUGUCAGUGCAGCAUCAACCCUCACACCUCCAGUUCUGCCGUUGACGGUGCGGAAUCCUUACCUUAGCACUUGGUUGGGGGAUGCUCGAGAGGUGCCUUGGUCCAAAUGGCCCAUGUUCUAUACUGGGGAAGAACUUGGGCUCUCUCUGAUGGUCCAGAUCCCUAGCACCGGCACUGUAUAUCCGCUGCUGGGCAAGCCUCAUGAGUUUGUGUCUGGAGCCCAAGUCGAGUAUCCGGUGUAUCUAGGGUCCAAGUACGAUGCUUCGAUGACCAAUCUGACCUACCGCAUUGAUUCGGCUGCCUCUUCUGCGGCUGCUCCAGUUGCCAUCACGGUUUCUUUCUUGUCCCCCAUUACCCCGACAUCGACUCUGCGACAGUCGAUUCCCGCGUCCUACAUCACCGUCUAUGUCCACGGUGAUGUGCCUGUCAAUGUCUACAUGGACCUCAAUGGGCGUUGGGUGAGCGGAGAUGCAGGGAGUCAAAUUGUCUGGCAGCAUGACACCUUCGGUUUCAAAGGAAAGACGCCAACCCUUCAGAAAUGGCAAUUUCGCAGACAGAAUGAGCUGCUUCUCUCAGAAAUCCGUGAUCGAGCCGAAUGGGGCACCCUUCACUUUGCUGGACCUGCUGAUGUCCAAUAUCACUCUGGCGAUGCUCACACUGUCCGCAGCAUUUUCGCGACAAAUGGGGCCGUCCAGAACGUGAAUGACGAGGGUUUCCGUGCCAUAGGAGAUCGAGAGCCUGUAUUCGCGUUCUCCAAGUCCUUUAAACCUGAUAGCAAGGCAAAGGACACGCACAACAGUGUAACGUUCACGAUUGCUUUGAUCCAGGAUCCAGUCGUCCAAUUUGCCUCUGCUCGCGGCCUGACCUUCAUGAGACCACUCUGGCGAUCGUGGUUCGCGGAUCCCGAAGAGCUGCUGAGCUUCCACUACAAUGACUUUACCGAUGCGGUCACCCUCGCUUCCGAUUACUCUGAUCAGCUGGCAAAGGAUGCCUACCAAUCCGGGGCGUAUGACUAUGUAGACAUUGUCGCGCUUUCUGCCAGACAGGUCAUGGGAGCAACGACAUUCUCCGGGACCCCCGACGACCCAAUCCUGUUCUUGAAAGAGAUCUCCUCCAACGGCAAUUUCCAGACCAUUGAUGUCAUCUUCCCUUCGUUCCCCUUCUUCCUGUAUACAAACCCUCGCUGGUUGGCCUACCUACUCGAGCCAUUGAUCGAGCACAUGCUCAGUGGACAGUACCCCAACACGUACGCUAUGCAUGAUCUUGGGACCCAUUUCCCCAAUGCGACUGGCCACCCAGACGGUCGUGAUGAGUACAUGCCAGUAGAGGAGUGCGGCAACAUCCUCAUAAUGGGCCUCGCAAUUGUGAACUCGCUCCGGUAUGCCAACGACUCGGCGGCUUCUUCAAUCUGGUCCACACUAGGUGUUCCUCCCAAGGUCUCGGAACCACACUCUGGAUACUUCCCUCUGGGCGAGCUGCAAGCCUUGUCCGGUAUUGAUAAACAAGACGGCAAAUGGGGCGGUGGUGCGGAAGGCGAGCGUCUCGCUGAGAAAUGGGUUCAGCGCAGCUACAGGCUCUGGACUCAGUGGACGGGCUACUUGGUGGAAUUCUCCCUGGAACCUGCCAACCAACUCUCCACGGACGAUUUCGCCGGAUGGCUUGCAUUGCAGACCAACCUGGCACUGAAAGGCAUCAUCGGCAUCAACGCCAUGAGCAAGCUGGCUGAAGUAGCCGGACACAAUACCGAUGCAGCAUACUUCAAG